Messenger RNA from Lentinula edodes (shiitake mushroom), 1161 nucleotides. RefSeq lists its product as uncharacterized. The transcript has 8 exons. The record is from RefSeq and is a predicted model, not a curated record. Bases 160 to 1128 code for a protein of 322 amino acids. NCBI's taxonomy places the organism in Eukaryota, Fungi, Basidiomycota, Agaricomycetes, Agaricales, Omphalotaceae. Gene Ontology annotation, molecular function: hydrolase activity, acting on ester bonds.
GGAUAAUCCGAUAGAGAACUAGACUGGUACUAGGAAGGUACUUGGGUGUCAUUUUGGCCCCCUUGCACGAUUGAAUACCUUCGUGGUUCUUCAGCGAGUUAUGAAGCUAUAAAUGGUGCUACUGGCGAGGGUUUGAGCCACAAAGACAAGUCUACUGCGAUGGUCUGCUUUGCCAUUACCCUAUUCGUAAUCACUCAUCUUUGGGCUUCUGCAACAGCCGCCGUCUCCCGACGACAAGCUACUACAGAUGUUCACUUGGCCGUAUCCCCCAAUUGCGGGAGUCUCUCAGGACCUCCUGCAGACGUCAACAAUGGCCUGAAGCCUUUGACCAGCUACAACACGAUUGUGGCAUUUGGUGAUUCGUAUACAUCUGGAAGCACGUUCAAUGGGUCUGCCCUUGUGCAACCUGUUUUAUCUCCUCCAAACCCCAAUGCUGGGGGUCGAAUCACGAACGGUGCACUAUGGGUUGAGAAUCUGGCUGCUGCGGCGAAUGCUUCGUUGCAGGAUUGGGCAGUGAAUGGAUCCGUCGUGGACCACAAUAUGUAUUUGGACAUCGAUUUCACGGGUAUACCGGAUUAUAUGACGCAGGUCCAAAACUAUAUCGGGGUGCGGCCUUCAUCGGUCGUAGACGACACAUUAUAUGUGAUCUUCAUGGGCAUGGGUGACUACGAAUUAAGGAACGAAAUAUACCAGGGACCAACAAGCCUCACAACUAUCGCCUCCGACAUCAUCUAUUCCAUCCUUGAGCUCAGUUCGAACCCCGUGUUCGCUAAAAAUUUCUUAAUAGUAGACAACUAUGGGCGUGGAACGGAAUCUGACGCCGGAGAUGCAUACAAGACGUCCUUGUUCACGCAGUUGUACGAGAUAUCUAACGAUCUGGAUUACGAUUUUAGUUUCGCAUUUGUUGAUUUCAAAACGCUUUGGGAUGGAGUCUUAAAUGGUAGUCCGGGAUACGAAGCCUUUGGAUAUACCAAUGCUGGUGCAUGUCUUUCGAAUGACAUGUCAAUGACUGGGGAAUGUGACGACCCCGAACAUACAUUUUAUUGGAUUCCAGGAAACCCAUCUGCAGUGACACACUCCAUCAUGGCUGAGUAUGUUCAGGAGGUGUUGACGCAAUGCGUGGCAUGAAGUCAAGGUUUACAGAAUCCAGUGAAGAAACAC